Molecule: messenger RNA, 1299 nt
Organism: Emys orbicularis (European pond turtle)
Lineage: Eukaryota; Metazoa; Chordata; Testudines; Emydidae
Gene: NPFFR1
Product: neuropeptide FF receptor 1
Exons: 3
Coding region: 118-1299 (393 amino acids)
Biological process (GO): cellular response to hormone stimulus; G protein-coupled receptor signaling pathway
Cellular component (GO): plasma membrane
Molecular function (GO): neuropeptide receptor activity; peptide binding
Source: RefSeq, a predicted model, not a curated record
ACUUUUCUCCCCUCCAACAGCAGCUCACCAUACUCCAAGAAUGACAGCAGAAAUCAUGUCUUCAGGGAGAAGUAUACUUUUUCGUCUUACUAUCAGCACUCCUCCCCCAUAGCUGCCAUGUUCAUCCUGGCCUACAUCUUCAUCUUCCUGAUGUGCAUGAUUGGCAAUAUGCUGGUAGGCGUCAUCGUGCUGAAGAAUCGGCAGAUGCGGACCGUCACCAACAUAUUCAUUCUCAACCUGGCCAUCAGUGAUCUGCUGGUGGGCAUCUUCUGUAUGCCAACCACCCUAGUGGACAACCUGAUCACAGGUUGGCCAUUUGACAACAUCAUGUGUAAAAUGAGUGGAUUGGUGCAGGGGAUGUCUGUCUCAUCUUCAGUUUUCACUCUGGUAGCCAUUGCAGUGGAAAGGUUUCGUUGCAUUGUUUACCCCUUCAGACAGAAGCUAACUCUGAGGAAAGCCCUAAUCACCAUAGUUAUCAUUUGGGUCUUGGCCUUGAUAAUCAUGUGCCCCUCUGCAGUCACCUUGACAGUCACCAGGGAUGAAUAUCAUUUCAUGGUGGAUGCAUACAACAAUUCCUACCCACUCUACUCCUGCUGGGAGGCAUGGCCUGACAAGGGAAUGCGAAAGAUCUACACAACCGUACUCUUUUCUCACAUUUACGUGGCCCCUCUUACUUUAAUUGUGAUCAUGUAUGCACGUAUCGCUUUCAAACUUUUCAAGUCCUCUGUACCCAUAGGAAGCUCCCAGUCAGAGGAGAAUGAGGGGAGGAGGGUCUCCAAGAGGAAAGUCAAGGUUAUCAACAUGUUGAUCAUAGUGGCAUUGUUCUUCACUCUCUCCUGGUUGCCCCUGUGGACUUUAAUGCUGCUGACAGAUUAUGGAAACCUAACUGAGUACCAGCUCAACGUGAUCACAGUUUAUAUUUUUCCAUUUGCCCAUUGGCUGGCAUUCUUCAACAGCAGCAUCAACCCAAUCAUCUAUGGGUAUUUCAAUGAGAACUUCCGAAGAGGGUUUCAGGAGGCUUUCAAGGUCCAGCUCUGCUAUGUGGAGAACAAGCACAAGGAUACUUAUUCAGAGAGGAACAAUAGUGGGUUCCUUUUUGGAGCACGAAACCGCAUUUUUGUUGAAGCACGCCCUAGUGAUUCAGUGCAACCCUCCCAGUCUGGACAAAGUAACCUCCCAAGAAUUGGGUUAUUUCCUCUGAGGAAUGGGCGUAUUGCUCACCAUGGGCUGAUGGUGGAGGACUUGGACAAUACAGCUUGUUCUCACAACAGUGUCAGCGUCCCAGCUUGGGAUAUCUAA